Messenger RNA from Arachis stenosperma, 864 nucleotides. RefSeq lists its product as uncharacterized. Lineage: Eukaryota; Viridiplantae; Streptophyta; Magnoliopsida; Fabales; Fabaceae. The record is from RefSeq and is a predicted model, not a curated record. The transcript has 2 exons. Bases 1 to 864 code for a protein of 287 amino acids.
AUGGAGGGGAAGAAUAGUUUUGUGGCUCUGGUUCACUGCUCUGGAAAAAUUCAAAAGAGCAAAAGGCAUGGUGUAAAAUUCACAGAUAGAGAACCGCUUAGUGUUUUUAUUCGAUCAUCGAAUACGUUGACAGAGAUUAAGCAAAGCAUAUUACGGACGCUCGGUACGUGUGGGACGAAGUGGGUAAAAAAAUUAUUUUACAAGAUUCCCAUUGAUGUUGUCUCAACUGGUGUGAGAUAUGAGACCUUCGUGAUCGGGUCGGAUGAAGACUUGCAGGUCUUAUUUCACUGCAGGCGUAGUUUUCCGGAGGUGAGGGUAACUGAACUGUUUGCGAAGUUGGAAGAUGGUGUGGAUAGCUCUGGGGCAUCAGCACCUAAUCCUCAGUCGACCCCAGCUGGUGGUGCAUCAACAUCGAUGCCUGUGGUAGCAGUGGUAGUUCUGAAUGCGGAGCCCGAACGUGCUGGGGCUGUUCAUGCAUAUGUUGAUCCUGUUGUUCCUGAUUUUGAAUGCGAUACCGGACCGGAUCGAGUUGAGAAUGCACUGUUUGACGAUGAUUCGGAUGAGGAGCCUGUCGAUAUUGGUGGGGACAGUGAUGAUGAUAUUCCAAGAGGUGGACGUUCAGCCCAUGGAGGUUCCGGUUCUGCAACACAGGAGUACCCUCCCCACCUCUCUUCUUUGAACUUGGAAGCCAUUGGCCAACAGCAGAAUGCUGAUGCAACAUUCGAUGGGCAAGGGAUGCAUGAUGGGACAUCUAUGACUGAAUUUCAGAUUGGCCAAUCCUUCCAGAUCUUUCAGAUAGAGUUUCAAGUACUCAAAGUAGUCUUUGGACAUAUUUCUGGUGAUGAGUCAUUACCGGAGCACUGA